This is a messenger RNA of Gongylonema pulchrum, 300 nucleotides long. Lineage: Eukaryota; Metazoa; Nematoda; Chromadorea; Rhabditida; Gongylonematidae. The record is from the annotation of a GenBank genome assembly.
AUGUAUAAGGACAUAAUCAAGCAGCCGAUCGACACUCUCAAAGUAUGUGUACCCGCAGUUAUAUAUGUUAUCCAGAAUAAUCUACUUUAUGUUGCCGUAUCCAAUCUUCCGGCAGCAACAUACAUGGUUUCUUAUCAACUGAAAAUCCUCACAACCGCACUUUUCACAGUCAUCAUUCUUCGCAGACGACUGUCUCUGGUACAGUGGCUGGCGCUUAUUAUCCUUUUUGGCGGUGUUGCCUUGGUACAACUGGUAAGUGUUCCCACUGUUUCUCCGUUUUUCCAAGCUUCGCUGUUUUAG